UAGUUCAGCAUGGCUCAUAUCAUCAGACUGUAUCCUGAUGUCACAAGGUAGAACUGCUGAAUGCCCACAGAUUCCACUAAUUUGGGAAAAAAAGAGGAGUAACAAAAAUCAACAAACACCGAGGACUGCAUUGGAUUGGAGUCUGUGGGGAGACUACAAAUAUGAACUCCUGUUUCUGUGGUGUUUAAUUGGAUCAUUUUCAUUCCAUUGGGGAAGCUGGCAGCAGUCGAUUACCUCCAUAAUUAUUAUCUUAUAGUAAAUCAAUGAUUUUAGGAUUAGUCCGGAUGCUCAAAGUUUGCAAAUCUUUGCUGUCUCCCCUGUCAAUCUAUACAAGGAACCAGGGGGUGACCUUUCUCUGACUCCUACAAUCCUCCAGGCACAGAGCCGCUCUCCACUGAUCCACGACUGAUCGCUACUGUGGGCAACAGCUCUGUGCUCUGACCGAAUGGUCUUUAAUCCACUUAUUGCUGUCUUCAUCCACUGUAAUCCCCUUCAUAUAAACAUUUAGCGACAUUUUACUGUCAUGCCGUAUGGAGGUCCUGCAUUUUUCGGCUGUUUGCAAGUGAAAGAGCUCAAACAAAUGAAUUCAUGACAGUCCUUGAUUAGGACUAAAUUGUGAUAAAGCUUUGCUUGUGUUUUGCUUCAUUUGUAUCUUUGUUUCCUCAAGACUCCCUAACUGUUUCCCUAGGCCUCUUUGUCUGUUUAGGUAAGAUUAAGAUGCUCGUUAGGCUUCCUACGUAAAUCACUGAUAACCGAGACUCAAGACCUUCAGUGGACACUUGGACAGUUCCUGGAACGUGCAAACUAAGAUAGGAAGGACUCAAACAAAAGGAUACAGAGACCCUGUAACGAGGAGGAUGAUUUUUGCUGAUUUAGGAAGAAGACACCUGGACUUUACUUCACAGCGCAUGCUCUGGAAAGAAGGUCAAGUAGUGAACACCGUGAGAAAGACUACUUACUUCUUCCCUCGACCACUGAAGACCCCCAAUCGAACUUAGGAUGCAUGCUCAAAGGGGUGUUCAACUUAUAUAAAUGGAUUCCAAGAACUCCUUAUCAUAAGACAACCCCUUCCAGGAAAUCUAAUGAAUAUGUGUGAUUUUUGUACGUAAAAACUGAUGUCCCUCACUAAGUCGGGGGAGCCCUUAUGGUGGAGAAUCCUCAGAGGGACCGCAGCGCUGCUAGUAAAGAAUACCUGCUUAACAGUAGAAAACUUUACUGUUGAGUCAGUGUCUUUGUUUCACAAGAUUUUUCUUAAACAAACGCGGAACAAAUUGCCGUGCAGAUGAGAAUCGGAUUAAAAAACAAUCCACCUCAGCAAACCGGAGGGUCAUCAAGAUGGCUGCUACCUCCCAGUUUGCCAGUCGAUACAAAAAGGAUUUGAGUACCGAAACGCUCAGAACAAAAGUUGCACGCAGAAAAUCAAUGCUUCAGAAGGAGAACAGACACAAGUUGUUUGAAAAGGGCAGGCAGUUUGGAUUGGCAGAUGUCAAUGUUCAGCUCUCAAAAGAGAGGGGAAUAUCUCAACUCAGUGAGUCAAGUGAAAUGUGCUCUCAAGAGAACAGUGUAAAACAGAAACGACCUACAGAUGCAGCCACCAAGAAGAUUAAUGAGCGCAAGGAAAUGCUCCAGCGCUAUAAAGAAGAAAAGGAGCUCCGAAAACUGAGAGAGCAGAGAGAGAAAGCAAAAAAGGGUGUGUUUAAAGUUGGGUUAUAUAGACCAACUGCACCUGGAUUUCUUUCACUUGUACCUGAAGUUCCAGUGAUAGUGAAGCCAAGAGAAAAGACAGCUCCUGAUUUCUCCGGGAGGAUUACUCGAUCAAAGGCCAAGAACCAAGAAGAAAAAACUGUGAUAGCAGCUACAUCUAAGCACUCUACGGUGUCUGCCAAUGGACAUAGUGUGCGCCCUACACAAGCAGGACGUAAACUGAUGAGUACAGCCAAAGGGGCUGAGAAAGAGAAAGUGUUGCAGACUGCAAUCCAGACAGCCUCGGAUGUAAGAAUCACCAGAGCAGCCGCCUCUGCAGCAAGGCAGGUGCUGAAAACAGCUACUGCUGGUAACCAGUCACAGAGAAAGACAGCAAAUGUAGGAAAGCAGAAGAAAGCCAUCAAACCUGAUAUCAUGGAGAUAAUUCCUUCUAAACUUGAAGUGGAUAAAAAAGCUCAAGUGGAUCCAGCAAUGGAAAGUUCUGCAGCCGAUUCUAAACAUUCAGUGUUGGUAGAACUUCAACAGAAACAAACAUCAGAGGAAAACAAAACCAAUUCUGCUCCAGGGAGACCCAGAACACGCUCUUUUGCACCUCAAAACUUUGUGUUUCAGCCAUUAAAUGGAUUAGCGACCUACAAAGUUACACCCAUGAGUCCUGCUAGGGCAAGUGCAUUUUUGACACCUGUUGCCUUCUGGGAUUUUUCUAAAUCUCCAGUUCAUAUAACUGAAAAAUCCAGUGAAACUGAGGCACAAGAGCCUAAUUUAAAAAGUCAAGCUUCACCUGCUGAUAAAGGCAUUCAAGAACAGCAAACCACUACAAGUUUGAAAGAAGAAAAAGCAAGUGAAUCAGAUGAGAAGACUUCCAUCCAGAGAUCAAAUGAGAUAAUUCCUGUCUCUCCAGAUACAACAGCACCUGAAACAAAGUCAGAUGAUGUAAGAGAGGAAGAGCAUGGUGUGGGCUAUUUCAGAAACAUUCUUCAGUCUGAGACAGAGAGGCUGAUGUCUCAGUGCCUCCAGUGGGAUGGAAAAUUUGAGCUGGAUAUUCCAGAGGAUGCUAAAGAUCUUAUUCGCACCACAGUUGGUCAGACAAGGCUUCUCAUAGCAGAAAGGUUUAAACAGUUUGAAGGACUGGUGGAUAAUUGUGAAUUUAAACGAGGGGAAAAAGAAACAACGUGUACAGACUUAGAUGGAUUUUGGGAUAUGGUUAAUUUUCAGAUUAAAGAUGUGAAUAAAAAAUUUGAUAACUUGAAGAAGCUUCAAGACAAUGAGUGGCAACCACUUGAUGUCCCAACCAAAGCAACUGUCAAGAAGACGGCUGUUCCAAAUGGGGUGUCUAAACCAAAGCUGGGAGCAGCUGGCAGAACUGCUGCCCGAAACCGUCUUGCUGCUGUAAAAGCAGCUAUGAGGGCUAAAAUGAAUCAUGAUGGUGCUGGUGAUGGUCCACAUCAGGAGAAGCUACCAGAAGUAGAAACAGUAGUUUUUGAAGCGGGAUUUUUCAGAAUUGAAAGUCCUGUGAAAACCUUUCCAGGUUUGCUUUCAAAGACACCUCUUGGAUCUUCCUCGCGCACUUCUGGAAAACUGGCCACUCCAAGAUCAUCCAGUAGAGCUUUGCUUCAGAGCAUCCCUUCUGUUCUUCGUAACCCCAAGGAUACAACCGCAAAACAAACAACGCCAGUGCUCAAAGGCUUCCACCCAGCACAAAAUUUGGAAAUGCACCAAUUUCCCACUGGAAAAACUCCCUCACUGGAAGAACUUCCUGGUGGUUUUCUUGAACAAAGCAUUUCUACAGCUGAAGAACAACACUGUCCUGCUGCUGGCACAGCAGAGGGGGCUGAGGUGCUGGAAAAUUCUAGCAGUGAAUUAAAAGUAACGGAUGGCAUGGAAGUGAUGGAACUAUCUGCUGCAGAGCAACAAGGACAAGAUAUUGUCAUGUGCAGCCCAGAGAAGGAGAUCUGCCCAGAAACUAAUUUUGAUUACUCUGGAGAACCAAAAAUACAUCCAACAGAUGUUUCAUGUAGUGAUUUGACAUCCAUUGGCAGAAAUCCUUCGCCCAUGCUGGAUGCUGAGCUUCCCUUCACUCCAGUCAAGAGCAAAGCCCAGAAGUUUGCAGCAGCUGAAGCAUUCAGUGACCUUAUUGUAUUUUCUCCCCUUUCUCCUGGGGAGAAAUGAAGAGUUGACUUGAAAUUCAAAAUGUGUAAAUUGUAUUAACAACAAACCCACGGAGGAUAUCUGGAAUACGCUGCUACCCUGGAACUGUGUUCUGAGUGAAUGAACACCUUUAGUAUUUUGUAGUGGAGUUUAUUAAAAUAUUUUGUAACCUUAUGGGGCAGUUGUGUGCUGUAAGUACUGCUGUACAUUAGUAGCAGCGUGUUUGGUUAUAUCUGUUAUAUCCAGAUUGCAUAUUUUUAACUACAGCCUGAAAUAUUUUUAUUUUUCUAUAAUUUCAUGUUUUUCCUGUCUACUCCAAGUUGUAAAACUAUUCCUCCUUUAAGCUUUUCUGUCCUGACCUUACCACAGGAAUUAUUAUUAGAAGAUGCCUCCCAGAGUGGCUGUACCUGUGCCCUGUUUCUGAUGUGAGGGCACCUCUGGGGACAGGACUGGGCCUGCUGCCUCCCCCAGAGCAUGGUUCCAUCUCGGUGCUGCUGUCAGGGGCCUGUUGCACCCCUGGGCUCUGGCAUUCUGUGCAUUAACAACUGCUAAUUGGCAUCUGCUCAGGGUUCGAUGUGGGCCAUUCUUUCCUGUGGGAGUCUGCUGGGUGUUUACCAACCACUUGCUUUGUUAGUAGUAGAAACUAUCUCAGCACAAGGAUUUCUGAGUCAGAUAAUAUCUUUUCCUGGCUGUGUAUUAAAAUAGGGCAUUGAUUAUUAUUUCCUUUAAGGACUCAGUUAUCUGUUGAGCAUCUUGAGUACCCUCAAGCCAAACUCUAUUCUCUCUGCUUUUUCAUGUGAAAAUCUCUCAGGCUCUUUGAACACUUGACAUGUAAACCUCAGCCUCUUCUCACAUCUUGUUCCUUAUGCAUUCUCCUGUCUGCACUGUAAUAUAUUUAUGCAUAAGAGCACACCAGUUAUACUCUAUAUUUGAGUAAUAGUAUUAGAGUACUUGUAGUUGCUAUAUUUUUCAGUGAUACCUAACUGGGCUGCUUUUUUGUAAUGGUGAUCUUAGUGUAAUACACACAUUCUUCCACUAGCCUUUAUUUUAAACCUAAAUCAAUUCAAAUCCCUCAGCAAGUGUUGCCACUACAGCUGGGGGAUCGUGUCUGACAGAAGUUUUAACCUGGAAGCUGUGUACUGGUUACACUGAAAUAAAUAGAGGAAGCUGAUGUGAUUUGGUGUUACUGUGCUGGAGCCAACUUCCUCCUUCCUAAACUCGAGUUGUAGUGGUUCGAGGCUACUGCAUCUGCUGGAAAUUUUAACCUUGUGCUUGUUGGGAUGUGACAGCUCCAAGUGUAAAUGACACAACUGUUAUAAAAGAGUAUGAGACAUACCAGAGAUCCUUGAAAACUUCAGUCCUGGCUCUUGCACUGUUCUUGUU
Messenger RNA from Athene cunicularia (burrowing owl), 5235 nucleotides. RefSeq names its product DLG associated protein 5 (gene DLGAP5). Gene Ontology annotation, cellular component: spindle pole centrosome; nucleus; cytoplasm. The record is from RefSeq and is a predicted model, not a curated record. NCBI's taxonomy places the organism in Eukaryota, Metazoa, Chordata, Aves, Strigiformes, Strigidae. Bases 1336 to 3873 code for a protein of 845 amino acids. Gene Ontology annotation, molecular function: microtubule binding. Gene Ontology annotation, biological process: centrosome localization; regulation of mitotic cell cycle; chromosome segregation. The transcript has 20 exons.